Molecule: messenger RNA, 2139 nt
Organism: Oryza brachyantha (malo sina)
Lineage: Eukaryota; Viridiplantae; Streptophyta; Magnoliopsida; Poales; Poaceae
Product: UBP1-associated protein 2B-like
Exons: 2
Coding region: 87-1223 (378 amino acids)
Molecular function (GO): RNA binding
Source: RefSeq, a predicted model, not a curated record
GCGGCCAGGUUAAACUAGCCACUGGCUUCCAGCGGACGGCGGCGCCGGAAACCCCCCACAUCUCCCGGCGAUUCUCUCUAGAUUCCAUGGGUCGGAAGCGGAAGCGGAAGCGGAGGCGAACGCGGCGCGCCACCAAGGCGGAGUUGUCAGAGGAGCAACCGGGGAGAGAAAUGGCGGUAGAUGAGGCCGUGGAGGAGGAGGAGGAUGACACCGAGAUGAACCCGGCGUCGGCGGCGGCGGCUGCUGCAGGUGAGCGGGAGGAGGAGGAAGGCAUCGAGGGGCUUCUGGAGCCUUUCACCCAGGACGAGCUCCUGGGGCUCCUGGUCGAGGCCUGCCUCCGGGACCCCGCCCUUCGCUCCCGCCUCGCCGCCACCGCGGCGUCUGACGCCGCCCACCGCCGCCUCUUCGUGCACGGCCUUGGGCCCGGCGUCACCACCGCGGCGAUGGCCGCCUCCUUCGCGAGCUUCGGCUCUCUCGAUGAGUGCCACGCCGUUGCCGACCGCGCCACCGGCCGCUGCCGCGGGUACGGCUUCGUCACCUUCCGCCGCCGGUCCGCGGCGCGCCGCGCGCUCGCGGACGCCUCUAGGAUCGUGGUGGGCGGCCGGCCCGUCGCGUGCCAGCUCUCCUCGCUCGGCCCCACCUCCCCCGACCGCAAGCUCUUCGUGGACAACGUGCCCGCUUGCGCCGCACACGACGAGUUGAGGAGGCUCUUCUCCAGGUUCGGCGAGAUCGAGGCAGGGCCUCUCGGCGCCGACCGCGCCACCGGUCAGUUCCGCGGAUACGCGAUCUUCUUCUACAAGUCCCCCAAGGGGCUCACGAAGGCGCUGGAGGAGCGCAAGGUGGUGUUCGACGGGUGCGAGCUCCAUUGCCGGCGCGCUCACAGAGCGAACAAGGAGAAGCAUCACAUGGCCACGCAUGCAGAUGCAGGUGACCAAAGCAAUGACUUCGUCAGCGCUGCCUCACCCAUCGUCCAUGGCCAGCCGAAGGAGAUUGCAUUGACAUCCUCCAAGCAGACGCUUCUUGGAUCCAAUCGGCCAGUUGAGUUGAUGGUGAAGGGUCCUAGCUCAGGCACGGUUCCCUUCUGUCAAAACGCUGGGGCUGGUCUCUUAGGUGCAUUCCCUGUGGCUGCGGUUUCACCCUCUACACUAGAUCAGAGCACAAUGGUUAAUUAUUCCAGGGAUUCGACUUCGACACCCCGCAAUGAUCGAUUGGAGAUGAGCUAAACCAGGUUUGACAGAGUUUCCUUUAAUUAGAGGAACACAAGGAUGAAGGAAAAUAUGCCUUUUCUCUAAAACAAGGUGAAGAAAGAGAUAUCAAAGAGGACUCCUCCAAAUUCUUAAGUUGCUCUCUUGCCAUCAAAUGAGGGGAUUAGUUGUGAGACAAUCUCCUGCUGAUUGAAUUGUGCUUCAGCCUUCAGCUUUGAUGUAAUCUCAGGUUGUUUAUAAGCCCAGGAGGUCAGGAUGGUGGUGGUUAUGCUGGAUGAGGUGGGAGAAAAGAUGUCAAUAGUGUAACCUUGUGAUGUGAUGUCCUGGUUCCAGUAACAUAUGGCUUGCUGUGAAACUCAUCACAUCAUGUCAAAAGCAGAUGCGCUUUAGCACCUCAUUCUGUGAACAGGCUCCAGUUUCUUGGGCAAGAUCCAGUUUUCACAUAAGUACAUGACCCCCUGCUGCGCCUUGAAACUGUCCACUGAAGAUAGAUAGACUAGGAAAAGAAACUUGAGUCAAGGAGACUAUGGCAUGAUCAUAUGUUUCUUUGCCUCUCUGGAUCAAUUCUGAGGAAUAAUCUGACCAGGACUGCACUCACAUGUUGGGGGCAGAUAUGGAUUUAUACCUCGAAUGGUCUUCUGCGUCAACAAAAUUUAACUUUGUUUGUGGACGGUGGGAGGAUUCUGAAUUCUCAUUCCUGAUGAGGUCAUCGGCAUAAAUCCUAUUGAAUGUAGUAAUCAUUACAUGCCAGGUGAUGGAAAAUACUCCUAGUCCUAUAGCACUAAGAAGUUGUGGAUCUUACAGUUUUCACUGCAGUUCUGCAGUUUCCUUCUUGGACUGCUAAUCCACAAUUUGGUAUUCCUUUGUUUGAAUUUGGUAAAGUCUUAACAAACACGAUGGACUUUUUUACUUGCACUGUACUACUACUCUACAU